Messenger RNA from Pantherophis guttatus, 813 nucleotides. The record is from RefSeq and is a predicted model, not a curated record. NCBI's taxonomy places the organism in Eukaryota, Metazoa, Chordata, Lepidosauria, Squamata, Colubridae.
UUGGGACAGUCAGAGCCAUAUUGGACGUCUCAAUGAGGAGAGGUUCAGAAGAAACCUGGAGAGUCUGAGGAAUCGCUACAGUCAGAGCGAAGGCUUUCACAUGAUACAGCAGACGUUCGGCUGUGAGGUACGAGAAGACGGGAGCAAACUAGGGUUUGAGCAUCAUGGAUAUGAUGGGAAGACCUUCCUCACCUUCGACAAGGAGACAGCCAGCUGGGUGGCUCUUGACUCCCAGGCUCAGAUCACCCAGAGGAAAUGGGAUGCUAUUCCAGGAUUCAAUCAGAAACUGAAGUCAUACCUGGAUGAGUACUGCAUUGAUUGGCUGGAGAAGUACCUUUCGUACGGGAACAAGACCCUGCUGAGAACAGAGACCCCAGUGGUGACGGUGAGCAGCAGGACGGAGGCCGAGGAUGGGAUGGAGACGCACGUCUGCCGAGUGGAUGGCUUCUACCCCAGAGAGAUCGAUGCCACCUGGAGGAGAGAUGGGGAGGUCUGGCUGCAGGACACCCUCCAAGGGUCUGUGGCCCCCAACGCAGAUGGGACCUUCCACUACUGGCUCAGCAUCCAGAUCGACCCCAAAGACAGGGGCCGUUAUCGGUGCCACGUGGAGCACGACGGCCUGAAGGAGCCUCUGGACGUGGCCCUGAAGGAAUCCAAAUUGGGGCUCAUCAUCGGCUGCAUUGUGGCUGGUCUUGUCCUGAUGUAUGUGAUUGCUGGGAUCUGGUUUUUCAGGAGACAUCAAAAAGGCUACAGACUGGCAUAAAGUGAGUGAUUUGUCCUCUUUACAGGUGAGCCCCAAUUCAGAGGUGGGGA